Molecule: messenger RNA, 1314 nt
Organism: Salvelinus sp. IW2-2015
Lineage: Eukaryota; Metazoa; Chordata; Actinopteri; Salmoniformes; Salmonidae
Source: RefSeq, a predicted model, not a curated record
UGUGGGUUCUCCUCACGCUAUGCCAAUCACGUCAAGAGGCACAUGAAGACUCACAACGGGGAGAAGCCGUACCGCUGUCCCCUGUGUACCUACGCCUCAGCCCAGCUGGUCAACCUGCAGAGACACCUGAGGAUUCACACUGGGGAGAAACCAUACAGCUGUGACUCCUGRUCCUUCGCCUGCAGUUCCCUAGGCAACCUGAAAAGGCAUCAGAGGAUGCAUGUGGUGGGACAGGAAGCAGUCAGACCUGCUAGUCGACCUCCUAUUGGUCCCUCUGCAGGUGGGUAUGGUCUGAAGAGGCCCCGGGAGGAAGAGCRUAGUGUUCCAGCUGAAGAAGCCCUAAGGCCUGACCUGAACCUCCAUGUAGGAGGCCAUAGCAGAGACUACCUGCCAUGCUCUGAUGGACUGAAGGUACCACCACCACCACCAGAACUCCCUGAGCACCAGCCCUCAAGACUUCUGGAGGUGCCUGGCUGUGGACCUGGGMCUGAGUCCGGGGGUAGGGUUGAGGCUGUGGUGGGAGUGAAGUCCGAGGACAGAGAUUCACUCCCUCCUCUCCCCUUCCUCUUCACCUGUCGUCUCUGUGGUAUCCCCAUGGAGGACGAGGACGGCUCCACCACCCAGAUCUGUGCCAAGUGCACCCUGGACAUGCUGAACAAGGACUCAUCUGGUCCCAACAGCCCCGGGGAGCGUGGGGAUAAGGUCUACACCUGCAGCGCCUGUCCCUUCCUCACCCACUACCCCAACCACCUGGCGCGACACAUGAAGACGCACAGCGGAGAGAAGCCGUACAAGUGCCCUCAGUGCGACUACGCCUCCGCCCACUUCGACAACCUGAAACGCCACCACCGCGUGCACACGGGCGAGAAGCCGUACAAGUGCCACCUGUGUGACUACGCCUGRGGGAACCUGGCUAACUUAAAACGCCACCAGCGGGUCCACUCAGGCGCCAAGCCYUUCCAGUGCGCAGUGUGUAGCUACAGCUGUAACCAGAGUAUGAAUCUGAAGAGACACAUGCUGAGACACACGGGKGAGAAGCCUUAUAAGUGCCAGCAGUGUGGAUACACCACGGGACACUGGGACAACUACAAACGACACCAGAAGAAACAUGGCCUCGCCACCGACGGAUGGGUCAAAGUUCAGAUGCCAGGUGCCCAUGAGGAAGAGGAGGAGGAAGAGAGGGAGGUGGGACAGCCACAGAGUAAAGAAGGAGAGUUGGUGAUCCAGUACAUGUCCAGAUAAGGAGAGGACGAGCUGGGACAUACAGUACAUGUCCAGAUAAGGAGAGGACGAGCUGGGACAUACAGUAUAUGU